GCGGUGGAGAAAUUAGCCAUUAAUCUGCUGGAUUACCCGCAAAGCCGAUGGUUUCUGGAGCGAGCCCCGCGGGCCCGGUGUCCGGUGGGCGGCUGGAAGCUCUGCAAACGUACCGCCUGCUUCAGAGCGUUCACGAGGGCGACCAGGCCCUCAUCGAGCGGCUGCUCGCCACGGGCGUCCACGACCUCAUCAACCUCGCCGAACCGCGAGAGGGCACGUGCGCGCUGCAUGCGGCCUCGGCGGCCAAUCACGCGGACGUGGCGGAGCUCCUGCUCGCUCGAGGAGCCCGGCCCGACGUGCGGGACAAGCGGGGGCGCACGCCGGUGAUGCUCGCCGCAGAGCUCGGGCACGACGGAGUGGUCGCCGUGCUGGCGAAACACCACGCAGACAUGAGGCUGACGGACGGAGCGGGGAGAGGCGUCCUCUUCUACUGCCUCUGCCCCACCAAGCGGCACAUGCGCUGUAUGCAAGUGGCGUUGGCGAGCGCGGUCGACGUCAACAAUGUAUGCAGCGAGGGCGUGCCACUCUUCCUGAAGGCCUGCGAGAACGCUUGCGACUGGGAGGGCAUGUGCCUCAUUCUGCUAGAGAGUGGAGCCGACCCCAGUGCAACCAGUCAGACGACGGGCCGCACAGCUCUGAUGGAGGCGGUGAGGUGUGGGGCGACGGAACUGGUGAAGGCCAUCCUCAAAAGAGGGGCGAACCUCAACGCAGUGGACACCAAGCGUCUCCACGCCGUUCACCUCGCGGCCCAAGGAGGUCACUUCGAACUCAUCCGGAUGUUGUCGGCGUACGCGGCAGACAUGGGGGUGACAACCACAGAGGGCGAUACAGCUCUGCACUAUGCCGCCCGCGGGGACUUUGCUGACUGCUGCCGGUUCUUGGCUCAGAGAGGAUGUAACCCCAAACUCAAGAACCUGGAGGGCGUGACCCCCCGUCAGAUCGCUAAGGAUUUGGGUUAUAAGGCUUCGGUCCGGGAGCUAAAGAAGGCGGAACGCUUGCAUGGUAAGAUCUCACAGGGCUUGGGAGGCAAGACGGAACCGUGGGCCAUAACCCUCCACGACUGGUCUCAUGAGAACGAGGCCGAGCUCCUGAAGGCCUUCCAAUCGGCGUCGUACGGACUCGAUGACGUGGAGACGGUUUCCAAGGAGACGUUCCUCGCUGUUCUCCGGGAGCUCCAGGCACCGGUAGAGGACGAGAACAUCCAGAGAGUCUUGCUUUCACAUGACAAGCGGCGUGAAGGUGUGGUUAACAUCAGAGAGUUCUUUACGGGUCUCAGAUACCUGCCCAGAGCGUUCGUCAUGGCCUCUUAUGAACCAAAGAAAAGGAAAAAAACAGGCGUGGCAGGGAAGCCCAGGAAGAAGAUCAAGGCCAACCUUCCCCUGCCGAUAUGCACUGUCCCUCCGGAACUCGUCCGUCGCCGAGCUGACGGCGGGCCGCCGCACUUUAUGAUAGAGAGCUACCAACUCGUUACGGACACCAGGCGCUUUAACCGUGACCACCCGCCGGGGCAUCAGAUAGAGGAUGACUCAGCCUGGUACAUGGAAGAGCCGGAGAAGACCUACCUGAACAUCAGCUGCUGCGUCAGGGCAGGAGACACAGAGUCCCUGCGGCUGGCCUUUAGCCGGAACGUCCCUGUGGACGUGAAGGACGGCUUCUAUAAGACGCCACUCAUGACCGCCUGUGCCACUGGCAGUUACGAAGUGGCGGAGUUUCUGCUUGAGCUCGGGGCUGAUGUUAAUGCACGUGAUCAGUUCUCCUGGAGUCCCCUACACCAUGCCUGCCACGCUGGACAGCUUGACAUCAUUAAACUGCUGGUGGAGGCUGGCGCUUCGGUGGACACGCCCACUCUUGGUGGGGCCACACCCUUAAUGAGGGCCAUUGAGAGCAGCAGGUUUUGCUGCGUGGACUACCUUCUCAAAGCUGGGGCCACAGUCACCGCAAAGAAUAAAGCAGGGCAGAGCUGCAUGGACGUGGCCCGAGCUUACGCAGACUUUAGGACAGUGGAGUUGAUCCGGACCAGGAUUGAUAGCCUCCCCAAGCCAAAGGCCCGCAUGAAGGGCCGAGCUGGCAGACCUCAGCCCAGGGUCCACCCAGCCACCUUCCCCUCCUCUAAGGAGAAGGGGGCAGCGUCUACGCCGCAUGCAGAGGAGGCAGAGAUGAAGGUGGAGGCCUCGGAGAACAGCGUGGUCAUGUGCCGCACACAGAUCACCCGUGGAGAGCCGAAGAAAGCUGACAUCAGCUUCACACCCAGAACGGUGUGGUGGAAGCACCUGACCUCCAGCCAGCUGAUGGAGCAGAAGCAGAGGAGACGUAAGCAGCUCGGAUACGAGGUGGACUUCGACGACCUCAGGAUGCCCUUCAAUAAGAACAUUCGGAAGAAGAUUGCGGAACUGUCACUGAGCUCCGAGUAGCUUCCGACUCCUGAAGGACACGCCACACCUUUCCCUUAGCAGAGCAUACCGCAUGUCCUCAUCACAGUGACGGUGCUUCCGUUCAUAUACGGACACCGUGCACUGACAAGAUUUCCUUUAUGAAAAAUUGCACGUCAGUGUGGAAGAAAAUCAUGACCAUCCAGCUCAGAUGCGUAUAUUUUCAUCAUCACAUUUUGUUAUCAGGGUCGAACAAGAACAUGGCAAUAAGCUUGUUUUUUGCAACAUUUAUAUAGUGCGACAUGUUCUGUGUCAUUUGUAAUGGUGCAUUUACGUUGCAGCAGAGGAAAAAGCUUUAUUACACCCCCUACUGGCCACUUUGGGCGUGUGCUGCAAAGAAGGCCUGCGAGUUUAUCAUCCAGGCACACCAUUUCAGACACUUCACCUUCAUGUUUCUUUUGUUUGUUUAUAAAUGUCUGUGCUCGUAAUACAGACACAGAAACAUGAAUCCUCUCCAUCACAGCACUGACGUGGCAGGAUGAAUCGCACCACUCGAUGCUGAUUGGCUACUGUCCAAGCAAAACUUGCUUGUUAUUUGCAUAAUGUUGAGAGAAGCUCAACUUCUUCUCUUGGAUCUCCGAGUGCUCGCUCCCACAAUUAUCUGUCUGCUUAGAUAGCGAGAGGCGGAGCAAACAUCAUAGUGUUUUGCUGCAAUGUAAACAUACCAUAAGGGUGAAGGCGGGUGUAGACAUGUCUGAACAUUAAUAUCAAACACGAUGACUGAUAACUUGAAUAUUCUGGUGAUGUUUUGCGGCAGGUCUGUUUGUGAAAUAAAAGAUUCCCUUGUAA
Messenger RNA from Electrophorus electricus (electric eel), 3218 nucleotides. RefSeq names its product ankyrin repeat and EF-hand domain containing 1a (gene ankef1a). NCBI's taxonomy places the organism in Eukaryota, Metazoa, Chordata, Actinopteri, Gymnotiformes, Gymnotidae. Gene Ontology annotation, molecular function: protein binding. The record is from RefSeq and is a predicted model, not a curated record.